Antrostomus carolinensis (chuck-will's-widow) is the source of this 1119-nucleotide messenger RNA. It is a transcript of the gene GABPB2, whose product is annotated as GA binding protein transcription factor subunit beta 2. The annotation marks the transcript as partial. Gene Ontology annotation, cellular component: nucleus. The record is from RefSeq and is a predicted model, not a curated record. Gene Ontology annotation, molecular function: transcription cis-regulatory region binding; protein binding. The transcript is spliced from 6 exons. Gene Ontology annotation, biological process: positive regulation of transcription by RNA polymerase II. Lineage: Eukaryota; Metazoa; Chordata; Aves; Caprimulgiformes; Caprimulgidae.
CCCACGCAGCUUGGGACGUCGCCUCUUCACCUCGCUGCCCAGUACGGCCACUAUUCCACGGCGGAAGUGCUGCUUCGAGCUGGCGUUAGCAGAGACGCCCGGACAAAAGUGGACCGGACGCCGCUACACAUGGCUGCAGCUGAUGGACACACUCAUAUCGUAGAACUGCUAAUUAGGAACGGGGCUGAUGUGAAUGCCAAGGACAUGCUGAAAAUGACAGCUUUGCACUGGGCGACAGAGCACAACCACCCAGACGUCGUGGAGCUGCUCAUCAAAUACGGAGCUGACGUCCACGCUUUCAGCAAGUUCGAUAAAUCAGCUUUUGAUAUCGCUUUGGACAAGAACAAUCCAGAGACUCUGGUCAUGCUACAGGAAGCAAUGCAGAACCAGGUAAACCCUCAUCCAGAGAGAACAAACCCCAUCACCAACACCGUGACUCUCACCUCCCCGUUUCUUCUGACCCCAGGGGAAGUUCUCAAUCUCGCUAAUCUCGUCUCUUCAGCAAACGCCAAAACAACCUCAGGUAAGACAGAGGAAAUAGUGGAAGCAGAUUCUGUCAGUUCUGCCCUACAACAAGCGGUCGGCAGCGGCGGGCAGCGCGUCAUCACCAUUGUCACAGAUGGAGUUCCCCUGGGCAGCCUGCAAACCAGCAGCCUCGGCCAACCCUUCAUCCUAACUGUGCAAGAUGGGCAGCAAGUUUUAACUGUACCUGGUGGUCAAGUUGUGGAAGAGACUGUUAUUGAAGACGGAGAUGAGGCAGAAGAGGAAGAAAAGCAACUGCCCAAGAAGCAAAAAGUGGAACAAAAUGUAGAUGACUCAGAGGAAGACCAGGACAGCGCUGAGAGGGAAGUUCUACAGCAGCAGUUGCAAGAGGCCAACAGGCAAGCUCAGGAAUAUCGCAGUCAGCUCCAAAAGAAAGAGCAAGAGGCAGAGGAGUACCGGCUGAAGCUGGCAACCAUGGUGAGGCAGCAGCCCAACGGAGCGGAGCUGAUGGUGCUCGAAGAGGUCGCUGAGGUUCACCAGCUCGUGAUAACCUCAGAGGACAUCAAGGAGUCAGUGCUGUCCGUGCUGGAAACGGAUGAGCCUACUGAUAUGGUUGUGGAGACUGUAACCUCCUAA